CCCGUGGCGGCCAUGGGGGCGCGGCUGGGGCGGCGGGCGAGAGCAGAUGCCCCUGCGGCGCCGAGUGCCGGGCCGGCGCCCUACGAGCGCCGGGUGCGCUGGCUGCGAGAGAUCCAGUCCACGCUUCGGGAGCGGCGGCCGGAGCGCGCUCGGCAGCUGCUGCGCCUCCUGCGCCAGGACCUGGGCCUUGAAGGGAACCUCCUCACUGACAUCCUCCACAGGAAUGUGACUUUCCUUAACUUGGUGGACCCCAUCUCCCAUGACCUGCUGGUGAACCUGGCCCGGGACCUGCAGUGCCCCAAGAAGGACCAUGAGCUCUGGAAGUCCUCGGACAAGAUCUGUCGGCAGCUCAUCUACCACCUCACUCCGCACUCCAAGCGAAAACCCCACAGGAAAACCCAGAGCAGCCUCAAGAGCAGCCUCCAGAAGACUCUGCUGGUAGGGGAGACUGUGGACCUUUCUGGCAUCCCGCUCUCGGCCCGGGACGUGCAGCACAUAUCACACUACCUGGACAGUCGUGGUGUAGAGCUGGUGGUCCUGGACCUGAGCUUCACGGAGCUGAGCGAUGAGCUGCUGCAUCUGCUGCUGCCCAGCCUCUGGGCGCUGCCCCGCCUCACCCAGCUGCUGCUCAAUGGCAAUCGGCUGACCAGAGCCGCUGCCCGGGAACUCACCGAGGCUAUCAAGGACGCCGCCAAGUUCCCUGUGUUGGCCUGGGUGGACCUGGGGAACAAUGUGGAUGUGUCUUCACUUCCCCAGCCCUUGCUAGUUGGCCUCCGGAGGCGACUGAGCCAGCAUACCUCGCUCCCUACCAUCUAUGAGGGCCUGGACCUCGAGCCUGGGGGCGGCAUGGCUGAGACCACUGCUGCUGUCUCCGCCUGGGGCUCUGCCGCCACUGAGGCGGGACCAGAACCUCAGGGUUGUUGUGCGAGGUGACUUCCUACUGGUCUGGGUCAAUGCUAAUGACUGGGGUCCUUUAAGAACUAGGUAUUAGAGGCCCACGUGUGUCCCUCAGAGAGACAGUGAAAAUGCUCAACUUGAGGUGGAGUGAGUGGAAGGAGAAAGGUUUCAUGGCAGGCAGGCCAGGCAGCCCAGACUAGGGGCUCCAUCUUGCCCAGCAAGAGGUGCCUCAGUGCCCAUGGCCCAGACCUUCCAGGAAAGGAGAGCAUCCAUUACUUCAGGCUUUAUGUACCACAGACUUCAGACUCACUGAGCUCCAAGUCCGAUGCGGAGGGAGGAAAACCCCACCUACCCAGAGUGGGUAAAACUGCAGCCUCAUUGAUGCUCCCUUAGCGCUCACUGGGAAGUCUCCAUGGAAACAAGAUGUAGAGGUCAUGGGUUCAGUGGUGUGGGCGGAGUUGGAGGAGACCUGACUUCAGGGCAGGGUAUGAGCUCUAAGCAGUUGGGAGCUUCAGGGGAGAAGGUUGGGAGUCACAGAGAGGCAGAGCUCUGCAAGGAGCCCGAGAGCAAAUGCCAUCGGGGCCCUUCAGUGUGCACUGGGCUGGGGACAAGGCUCCACACACCGAAGGCAAGGCCACGGUGGAUCUGGAGGUGGGACAGUUGACUGUGUGUUUGUCUCCCAUAGGACACAGCACUGGCCACUCUCCCCAGCUCUAGUUCUCACCCUCCCUGUGUAGACCGAGUGAGUAUCUUGGCAGGGUGAGGAGAUGCAUCUGGCUGGAGAUGAUGAGGUGUCCUGUUUCCUUUGGUUUUAGGGUCACACACAGCGUGUAAGGGGAUGGAGGUGGGGCCCAGCUAGCAUCAGGAGCUCUCAGGGCAGAACGGACCUAAUGGUAUCUCUCUAGGGAGUUACUGACUUUCUUUCCCAAAAAUCCCUCAAGGUGGUCUUUCAACUAGAAGCCUAAGGUCUCCCUGACUCAUUUAGGAAACUAGAGUUUUUAGCCCAACUGUUAGACAGGCAGGGCACGUGAGGAAGGGACUCAGAGAAGAGCAAAGUAGGGAAGCAGGGUAGAGACAAGACUUACGGCCUGGUGACAGUGGAGAGACCCAGGAACAGAGGGCAGCCUCAGCGUCAAGGUGAAGGCUGGGGUCACCCCGGACCUGAGUGCCUUUGGCCCACUAGCUCUGACCACCCCACACCUCCCUGUCUAACUCCAAGUGGGCUAUGGACAGUACAUCCAGGCUCUCACAAAACAUCAAUGGCAGCAUGUCCCCAGCCCAGUGUGCCCAAGGAGGCAGCUGGCUACACUGCAUCAGCUCCCAGGCCUGGGAAAGGAGACAGCUGAGGAAAACCAUUUCACCUCAUGUCCGGCCACUUUAGACAACUGCUUAUCAAGACACUGUGAGAAGAGCCCAGGACCUAGGGCUCUGCUCUGUACUUGCUGGGGGACCUGGCCAGAUCCUCCAUCUCUUUGGACCUGGGACCCACCUUCCCCCUCUCUGUUAACUAGAACUUGCUGUCCCAGAUCUUGGCACUCAGUGCUUC
Messenger RNA from Mus caroli (Ryukyu mouse), 2443 nucleotides. It is a transcript of the gene Lrrc75b, whose product is annotated as leucine rich repeat containing 75B. Lineage: Eukaryota; Metazoa; Chordata; Mammalia; Rodentia; Muridae. The record is from RefSeq and is a predicted model, not a curated record.